Molecule: messenger RNA, 1301 nt
Organism: Mycena citricolor
Lineage: Eukaryota; Fungi; Basidiomycota; Agaricomycetes; Agaricales; Mycenaceae
Source: the annotation of a GenBank genome assembly
GCGAAGUCGUCCCCGGUCAGACCGCAUACGAGAGAGUGAAACUGCUUUAUAAGGAGAUGAUUUCCCUAUGUCACUUCUUACCUUGUUCCGCAACCUCCAUCAUCUGCCGCGGCGAGCUCGCUCUCCACCAGGACCUUUAAGCGCCCUCAAGUUCUUUGCCACGAAGAUGUCCGUCCCUGCAACUAAACAGGCCAUCGCUUUCAAUCAGCCUGGCGAUUUCGAUGUACUGGAGAAAUUGACUAUUCCGUUGAAAGUCUCUCCCGGCGAAAUCGUCGUCAAGAACGAGUACCUUGGAAUCAACUUCAUCGAUACUUAUCUGCGAAAAGGACUGUACCCUUCGAAGGAGUUCCCGGCUGUGAUUGGAACGGAGGCAGCCGGCGUUGUCGUCCAGCUUCCAACAGAUCCUGCUGUUCUCGAGGAUCCCGAUUUCAAGAAGCGGGGCUUCACCGUUGGCUCGAAGGUUGCUGUGGGUUGUGGCACCUUUGGCAUGCACGCCGACUAUGUCUCGCUGCCUUGGAAAUAUGCGAGUGUGCUGCCCGAGGGCGUCUCGACGAGCAUGGGAGCAGCGGCCUUACUGCAGGGCCUCACUGCACUCACUUUCGUCACGGAAUCUCACAACGUUCAGAAAGGAGAGACGAUCUUCGUGCAUACGGUUGCUGGGGGGCUCGGCCUGAUCUUUGCCCAGUUGGCCAAGGCCCGCGGUGCCACUGUCAUCGGAACGACCUCGACACCCGAGAAAGCGGCAUUGGCCAAAGCGCAUGGGGCUGACCACGUGAUACUUUACAAGACGGAAGACACCGUUGCACGCGUCAUGGAGCUCACCAAUGGAGUGGGCGUCGACGCCGUCUUCGAUGGCGUGGGGAAAGACACGUUCGACAACAAUUUCAAAUUGUUGAAGCGCAAGGGAACGAUGGUGUGCGUCGGUAAUGCUUCUGGACCCGUUGCUCCUUUUGCUCCUCUUCGAUUGGUGGAGAAGAACCUGAAGAUUCUCCGUCCGACAGUGGCCAACUACUGCUUCACUCCCGAGGAGAUAUACAAAUACAGAACCGAGCUGUUCUCUCUGGUUGCGUCAGGCGCGUUGAAAAUCAAUAUCCACAAAGAAUACGCUUUCACGCGAGACGCUGCGAUCGAGGCACAGCAGGACUUGACUAGCGGCAAGACCACCGGGAAAUUGCUGAUCAAGGUGGAAUGAAAAAAAUAAAAGGGAAACUGUGUAGUUUUGUACUGUACAUUCGAGACAUACGGGUAUAUGAACCCGAGAUGGCGCCGCUGAUUUUGAUACGGCCGCCAAUCACAGCCAC